This is a messenger RNA of Rhopilema esculentum, 2700 nucleotides long. RefSeq names its product cyclic AMP-responsive element-binding protein. Gene Ontology annotation, biological process: regulation of transcription by RNA polymerase II. Gene Ontology annotation, molecular function: DNA-binding transcription factor activity, RNA polymerase II-specific; protein binding; RNA polymerase II cis-regulatory region sequence-specific DNA binding. Lineage: Eukaryota; Metazoa; Cnidaria; Scyphozoa; Rhizostomeae; Rhizostomatidae. The record is from RefSeq and is a predicted model, not a curated record. Gene Ontology annotation, cellular component: transcription regulator complex; nucleus.
CGUAGCAUUUCUUGCCAAACGAACAGAUUAUCUUCCAGUUUUGUACAAGGUGAAAUAAUUGUUCCUUCUAAUUAGACUCUUUGGCAUGAUAGAUGUCGGGCUAGAUCCGUUUGUUGGUAGCCAGACAAGUCGCAAACUGUUCUCUUCGCUAGUUUUGGAUCUGCAACCGUUGCUUUGUAUACUGUCCAGCAUCUAUGACGGCAAAAAAACGGCUUCUAAAGGCUGUUAAGGGAUGGAAAAUUUGACGACGUCAGUGCCAGUUGCAGUGAAUUUGAUUCCUGCAAUUUCCACAUCCAAACGUACACCGAGUCCAUCAUCUAUAAGCAAUCAGACAAAUCAAUCGAUUCUGGCAGCGACAUCCUCGAGCUCUUCGUCAGUAAUUCAGCAAGGGCAACAACACUCAGUCAUCCAGACUGCUCAUGGGAACCAACUCCAACAACAGCUACAAAGCAUGCAUGAUAACCCCGAUCAAAAUUGCAAUCAACAAGAUGGAGUGUUAGAUGAUGAGACCAAAAAGAGACGUGACAUUUUAUCCCGCCGUCCAUCCUACAGAAAAAUUUUGAAUGAUUUGUCAAGUGAUUCACCUGUAAAAGUAGAACCAUAUGAAGAAAGUAACACUGGAUCAAGUGAGGCAACUGGUGAUUCUCCCAGCAGUGACGUUGGUGAAGUAAGUGGAGGGUCUGCAUCAGUUCAAGUUUCAUCAACCGAUGGUAUACCAAUGCAAAGCAUGCAAGCUAUUCAGAUACCUACUGCCAAUGGGCAGUCACAGCAAGCCACUGUUGUUCAGUUUAAUGGACAGGCUUAUGCCAUUAGAGGACAGAUUCCCCAGACAAUGGUAAUGGGAUCACCAGGAAGUUCCCAGUCAUCCCCACAACAUUCAUCCUUAGCUGAGGAAGCUGCAAGAAAAAGGGAGCUUAGACUGUUAAAGAACAGGGAGGCAGCAAAAGAAUGUAGACGAAAAAAGAAAGAAUAUGUCAAAUGCUUAGAGAACAGGGUGGCAGUUUUGGAGAAUCAGAACAAGGCCCUCAUAGAUGAGCUAAAGGCUUUAAAAGACCUGUAUUGCAACAAAACUGACUAAGGUAAAGCUGUGCAAAGUUCCCCAACCCCAACAUUUUAUCUUCAUAUUCAAUAUGAUCUCGAGUACACUUCAGAAAAAUCUAUUUGCUUUUAAAAUUUGCAUACAAAUUUAAUGAUUUGAAUAGCUGUUAUUUGCUUUGGCAUUGAAACCCUCAACGAUAUUAUAUUGCAAAGAGCACAGCCUCAAGUGCUUGAUUGAUAAAAUGUCACCUCCAUAGUCUCUGUGCAUGCAUUGGUUUUGAAUUGGUCUAUAUAAAUAUGUUAGAUUACCCUUUUAUUAACAGGAAAUGUGGUGAAUAGUUUUUAGUCCAUGUAACAACCUAGACUUCUGAUUUGUUUGCUAGGCUUAGAAUUAGGUUUUGUUGGUUCUGUUUUUGUUAGAAAAUCUGGUUUUCAAGUCUGAUACCAAACUUUCAGAACUACUCACUUUAAUUGUAUUGAUAGAAUGUAGUUAUAUAAUGUGUGGUAAGGAGGUUCAUCAUACCAAUAUAAGUUUUUAUUUUCAAGGGUUACUUACUGGUAGUGUAAGUCCAAGAACUGUCUUAAUGUUGUUGUUGUAUUUUCAGCCUGUGAACUCUUUCAGUUGUAUUCUAACAACUCACUGAGUAAAGCCUAUUUUAUUAAUUUUACUGAAUAAAAACUCCUAGUUUUUUCAAAUAUAUAUAUAUAUUCAGCUCCUAUGACUGAGCUGAUUGUUUUCAUCAAAAUUUGAAUCAACUCCUUAUUUCCUUAUAUGAAAGUUUCCCUUAGUUCUUACUAGUCAUCACAAGUUCUUUUACCAGGAAGUUACAAGAUUGGGUAACUUCUUGAAAAAGGUAAAUUGGUCCAUUUUUGACCAUUUUGCAGUGUCUAUGGCAAUGAAUUUUUAACCUGCCUUUAAAAACAUACAGAUAAAUUGGCUGGCUACAGAUUCUAUCAAAACAAUUUUUCAUAAAUGAUUAGAAAAUGCGUAGGUAAGGAAAAUAAGGAAAGUUUAUGUAUCUCCAGUUAAAACCAAAAGAAUGUAAACAGAUGAAAAUAUACAGUACUUUGUUUCCCAAACCUAUUUUAUCUCUUCAACCUUUAUUGUAAAAGUUUUUAAUUUCGCUACAAACAUACAAUGUGAAGAAACAAAUGUAAAUAAAGCUGUUUAAAACUAAUAAGAGUAUCAACUUCCUUCAUAAGCAUUAAGGAUUUUAUAAUAAAAUGUUUGCUGUUUUUCAACAGAACUUAUUUAGUAUGUUUGAAGGUAACCUUUAAAACAGUUAGUUAUUGAAUUUAUUUAUAGGCCUUGAACUAUGAUUCCAGCACUUAAAAAUUGUUCAUGUUUUUCAAAAAAUUGAGAAAGUGGAUAUUGAAUCAAAUGUUACAAUAGACACAUCAAGGCUUCUAAAUUCAUUCAUCCAUUCAACUUGCUGUGUAAAUUACUUGUCUAAUGCCUUAAUGCCUCUGUCAACUGCUUGAUGCAGUCUUGUAAUAAAUGUGUCACAUACUGAAGCUAUGAAUUACUGUAUCAUCUUGAUUUUCGUAUAUGUUAGUAGAUUUGUGCUUGUAUGUGAUAAUAUAUCAUGUUUUAUCAAAUGUUGUAGUUUUCAGUGAUAAGUCCUUAUAGUGUAAAUAUUAGCAAGAUUAGCAGUAAAUUGA